CUUCCCUCCAACGCAAAACACCGUGACAUUCCUACCAUUACUACUACCAAUCCACCACUUUGAACAAGUCCCGCCUAAACGCCAUAAUGUCGACCCACCUAUGCGCGGUUUGCAACCGCUUUGUACCCCACUGGCAACCGAAAGGGUUCAAAUGGGGGACUCCACAUCACUCGAGUCUACACAACCUCCUUCGAGCGGCAGACGAGGGAUGCUAUAUAUGCCAGUCAAUCACAAAAAGUUGUCAUUGGAGGGAUAUAUCCUACCUGACCGUCCAAGGCUUUCCCUUUGACUUUACAGUGUCUUUAGGGACUAACUAUAACGGCUCUCACUUGACUCUUACAGUUGAAGCCACCUGUCUCACGGAUGACUCGCCUAAACUCAGGCAAGCUAUUGAAGCUCUUGACGAGAUUAGGGAGAAGUGGCUACCAAAACUAGGGAGCAUGUUGAUGUUGGGAUCAAUCUCCUUUUCUUUCCAUUUUCAUCUCCGGCCUAUCGGAAAUGAUCGACACCAUCUUCUGUACAGCGUGAACCAGACAUGAUGGGUUUACUGAAGUAUUGGUUCAAAGAAUGUUACAACAACCACCCCUACUGCCGCCCUUCAAGUCCCUCGUUUAGUCCAACAAGGCUCUUGCUCAUAGAGAAUGAGUACUCUGCCAGGAUAGUGGAAACAAAAGAUUGCAAUGCUCACUACCCAUAUGUUGCUCUGUCGCACUGCUGGGGAACUGUAAGCCGACUCAAACUCCAGAAGAGCAACAUGGCGGACCUGCUCAAGCAUAUCAGGAUCACAGAGUUGCCAACGACCUACAGAGAAGGCAUCUCUGUCACUUUGGCCCUUGGUUUCUCUUACAUAUGGAUCGAUUCGCUGUGCAUCAUCCAAGACGACGAAAAGGAUUGGGCUGAGGAGGCGGCCAUGAUGAAGGACGUCUUCGAGCAUUGCUUUAUCAACUUGAGUGCCACCGCGGCGCCCGAUAGCUUACAAAGCAAUUUCACACACAGAGAUGCCACAAGUAUCCUGCUCCUUGAAGGAGGCGAACUUAGCUCGGCGCCGCAUCGACCUCGCUCGAUCCCAGAUGUGGUGGCAUUGCCAACAACACUGGGCUUGCGAGACGCAUCCUUCGGGCGUAUGGAGUCCAGAGGACUAUGA
Neurospora crassa OR74A is the source of this 1144-nucleotide messenger RNA. RefSeq lists its product as hypothetical. The transcript is spliced from 3 exons. Lineage: Eukaryota; Fungi; Ascomycota; Sordariomycetes; Sordariales; Sordariaceae. Bases 536 to 1144 code for a protein of 202 amino acids. The record is from RefSeq and is a predicted model, not a curated record.